Messenger RNA from Adelges cooleyi (spruce gall adelgid), 2895 nucleotides. RefSeq names its product band 7 protein AGAP004871-like. The record is from RefSeq and is a predicted model, not a curated record. Gene Ontology annotation, cellular component: plasma membrane. NCBI's taxonomy places the organism in Eukaryota, Metazoa, Arthropoda, Insecta, Hemiptera, Adelgidae. The transcript is spliced from 7 exons. Bases 288 to 1205 code for a protein of 305 amino acids.
GACACACGGUCCGCGUGCCGGUAGUUGAGGUUUUUGAAUAAAAUAUUAACGUUUUUUUUUUUUUUUUUAAGAAAAAGAAACUAGGACAAAAGUCUCUCUGGGUCGCCGCAACAGGGACCCCCAUAUUAAAAAAGGGCCAAUCCAAAAGUCGUUUAUCACGCGUCCCACCACACAAACAGUGGUGUCCGUCAGAGAGAAGUUUGAAGCCUUUUCGGAGAGACAGACCUGUGCUUGUUUCGUACUUACCAGGAGGAACGCUAGUAAACGCGCCAAGGACCUGUUGGAAAAUGCAAAAUGCCGAUUCCACCGAAGUCAUCGACCUGGCCAACCACGUUGACUCGACCAGGAGAACCACCGUCGACCAAAGACACCGGAUCAUCGGAGCCGAAGACAGCACGCCGGCCGAUCCGGGCAUUUGCGGAAAAUUCCUAACCGGAUGCGCAUGGGCGCUGGUCGUCGUCACGUUUCCGUUUUCGUUGUUCGUUUGCUUUAAAGUCGUUCAGGAAUACGAGAGAGCCGUUAUAUUCCGACUGGGACGUUUAGUGUCCGGCGGUGCUAAGGGACCCGGGAUGUUUUUCAUAUUGCCUUGCAUUGACAACUACGCUCGAGUCGAUCUCAGAACGCGCACUUACGAUGUGCCACCGCAAGAGGUAUUGACCAAAGACAGUGUGACCGUGUCCGUGGACGCCGUGGUGUACUACCGGGUGUGCAACGCUACCAUAUCCAUCGCUAACGUGGCCAACGCACAUCAGUCCACCAGAUUAUUGGCGCAGACCACACUGAGGAACGUGCUGGGCACCAGACCCUUGCACGAAAUCCUCAGCGACCGGGACGCCAUAUCGAAGACAAUGCAAGCCUCGUUGGACGAAGCUACGGAAUCGUGGGGGAUCAAAGUGGAAAGAGUGGAAAUCAAAGACGUUAGGCUGCCCGUGCAACUCCAAAGGGCCAUGGCGGCCGAGGCCGAAGCCGCUCGAGAAGCCCGAGCUAAGGUGAUCGCUGCCGAAGGAGAACAGAAAGCGUCGAGGGCUCUUCGCGAAGCAUCCGAAGUCAUAAGCGAUUCUCCGGCCGCUUUACAGCUCAGAUACUUACAGACCUUAAACACAAUAUCGGCCGAGAAGAAUUCCACGAUUGUAUUUCCUUUGCCGAUCGACAUCAUCUCUUUCUUCACCAGACCUCGCGAACCGAAACACACUGAAACCGUUUAAUAGCAAACGCUUGAAAUUACAAGUAAAAAAAAAAAUCACUAAAUUGCAUAGACAUUUUUAUUUUUUUUUUAAAUAGAAAACAAAGUUUCCUAACCAAGUUGAAACCCAAGCUAAAGCGAUACCUAUUACUACCGUGUACCUAUUAAACACAUUUUUUGGUCCAACUCAAUUGUUUUCAAUAUGUUUUACUUACUCAGCACUAUAACUAUAUAAUUGAUUAUUUCUUUCUUAUGAAUUAUAUCAUAUUAUGACGGUUUUGUACAAUUAUGUACACGCGCCCAAGUAAUUUCUGUAUAAUAAUCGAAUUAAAAGAAACGAGAAAAACGUUAACUAUAUAAUAUUUAAAUUUAACAAAAAAAUUGCAUUUAAAAACUACAAUAAUUGUUAUUGCAUGCAGAGUUGUGCAUCAUUCGGACAAAUCGUUAUUUAAAUAAUCAUAUCUAGACAACACACUAUUCUAGUAAAAGUUAUUGGAAUAAUAUUUUUAUUCCAAUAAAAAUCAUUGAAAUAGUUUUAAAAUUCAAUUGUUUGAGUACAAAUUUGUGGGAAUCAUUUUUAAAGUGUUAUGUAACAGUUUGUAAGAGUGUUUUUUGUGAAAUAAUGAUUUAAAUAACGUUUUGUUUGAACAAGAAUUUUCACAACUCUGAUUAUACAAUGCACCUUUAAUGGAUAUCUAACGAUAUUGUGUGAAAGCCUACAUUUGUGUUAACUAUAAUGAUAAUAAUAAAUAUUAUAACUCUCUAAUAAUAAUAAUAAUUUGUUAAUGUAUGGCCAAUUUGCUGAAUUUAAUUUUAAACUUGAGAAUUUAACGUGUGCCCGAGAAUUUACUAUUGUUUAAUCUGGUCAAGGGAGGAAUGUGUUUUGAUACAUAAAACACGGCAACUACAGAACUUGCUUUUUAAUUUUAAACAUUGUUAAUGAACAUACUUGACAUUUUCCUUUAUUAGAUUUGCUGACUUCUAACGUGUUUCUAUACAUAUAUCAAACAAACGUUUUUUAACGUUCUCUGUUUUUUCUGUUGAACUAAGAAAAAUUAUAAAUAUUAUAACAGUGAAAAUAUCAAAAAAAAAAAAAACAAUACCAUUUAAAGUAGUUCAUUAAGUUAAUUUAUUUAUAAAUAACAUUUUUAAAGUUGUCAUGUUUUAUAUCACAAUAUAAAAAAAAAAAACCGUAUAAUAUAUUCCUCUCUGUCAAGAAAAUGAUAAAAUUUAAACAAACAGGGAACUAAUGCAUUAUUAUAUUUCAAUGUUACCAACUUUAUAGCUGUGCCAUUACUAACUGUAAUAUUAUAAUAUUAUCUUGGAAAUAAAAUAUGACCUCGAUAGCUUGGCUUAGCUUAGCAGGAUGAUUAUACUUAUCUAGUCAGUCGCCUUUCAUUUAUUAUGUUAAAUAAUAUAUGUUUUUUCUCAACGUUGGCAAAUUUGCCGCCCUCGUAUAUUAAAUUUAAAAUCAAAAUUCUUAUCAUCAAAUUACAACAUAUUAGUUAUUACUGUUUUUUUUUUACCUUUGUCAUAGAAUUGUAAUGUGAAUUGAUUAGACAUUGUUUUUAUGAAACUAUAGUGUACCGGAUGAUAACUGUAGUAAAACCGUUAUAAUUGUAACGUUCACUUCAAUCUUUUAUGUACAGUUGUAAUGAAUUAUGGUAUUAUUAUUAUUAAUUUAGCUACGUUGUUGAGUUUUUUGUGUUAUU